CUUUUUUUUUUUUCGUAGAUAUUUUUUUUUUUUUUUUUUUUUUUAUAUAUGGUGGUGCUAACCCGUUAUGCAGGUUUGGAACAAUAAUGAAAACGGGUUUCGUCAGAUGUUGCGCUUAUCUUCCAUGUUCGGUAUCGUCUGGUGGUGGUGUUGUCUGCUCGUGUUGGCAUCGGCCGCGCUGGAUGCCAAGUCACAAAACAGCAGCAGCAGCAGCAGCGCCGGCCAGAGCCGAAUGUUCGGCGGGUUCUUGUUCCGCCGCAGAACCAACCAAGUGGCCGACACCAACGAGAAGCACAGCAACGACAUCGACGUGGAGCAAGAUGAAUACCCAUAUGAUUGGAGUCUGGACUACGACGAAGCCGAAGACAAGACCUUCCAUUCGGACGACGUCAGGCUGCCGUUAGAUCCGGAGGCUUACAUGACUUCGCCAGAGAUUAUCAGGAACCGCGGGUACCCGUUGGAAAUUCAUCACGUGACCACGGGGGAUGGAUACAUACUGGAACUCCAUCGCAUCCCUCCUAGACAUAACGGAGCGCCGGCAUGGAACGGAACGGCUGGCAGAAUCCACGAUUACGAAACGACCGAAGGAAGAGGACGGCCGGUGUUUUUGCAGCAUGGCGUCUUUAGUUCUUCGGCUUGUUGGUUACUCAACCCAAGUCAUCGAUCUCUCGCGUUCCGGUUGGCUGAUCUCGGUUACGAUGUCUGGAUGGGAAACACGAGGGGAAAUGUUUACUCCCGCCAUCACGUCGAACUCGAUCCUGACGAAGAUCCCCAAUUUUGGCAAUACUCAUGGGACGAGAUCGGCUAUUUCGAUAUUCCGGCCUGCAUCCAUUACGUGCUGGCCGUCAGCGGUUGGGACAAACUGGUGUACGCGGGCCACUCGCUGGGCACGGGCCUGUUCUUCAUCGCCAUGAUCCGGCACCCAGAACUCAAUUCCAAAAUACACCGCAUGUUGGCGUUGGCGCCCAUUUCCAGCAAACACAAUUUGCGCAGCCCAUUCCGGCUAGUUUCUCCAAUCAUCGCACGACUAGCCGUCGUGAUGGAUAAGAUGCCAACGAAAGCCAUUUUCGAUCAAGACAUGACGUUGCGAUCGGUUCAAAAGAGAUUGUGCGAACGCAAUUUCUUCAAAGCAUCCUUUUGCCGCGAUGUGCUCUUUUUGAUUGCUGGCGCCAAUCCGGACAAUUUCGAUUUGAACCUACUGCCUUCGGUGAAUGCUCAUCUCUUUCAAGGAACUUCCGUCCGCGUUAUAGCUCAAUUCGCUCAACAUCAUAACACGGGUAAGGAGAUCUUCCAGCAGUACGACUUUGGCAAGAAGGGCAACUUGGAGCGUUACGGUACGCUGGAACCAUCUGUCUACGACAUGAGCAAAGUCACUGCACCCGUCUACCUCUAUUACGGUCUAAACGACCUCAUCUCAACUCGUGAAGACAGUGAAUGGGCGGCCGGCCAGCUGGGUAACGUCCAAGGCUUUUUUCAAGUAGACGACGAUCUGUUUAAUCACUGGGACUUUCUUUGGUCCAUCAACGUGAACGAGCUGCUUUACGACCAUAUAUUACCACUCUUCCAUUAAUUACUCACUUCCUCAAUGUUCCAAAAUGUUUCGAAUUUUUUUUUUUUUUUGUUUCAUUCCCCCCCCUCAAAAAAUGUGUACAGCAGUUAGAUCGUUUCUCAUUCCACAAAAAUGUAUAAAAAUCAAACGCGACCGUAGAACCAAGUGCUGGCGGUCGGACAGCAAUAAACAACAUCUCCAAUGUC
This is a messenger RNA of Daphnia carinata, 1755 nucleotides long. Its product is annotated as lipase 3-like. Bases 68 to 1570 code for a protein of 500 amino acids. Gene Ontology annotation, biological process: lipid metabolic process. The record is from RefSeq and is a predicted model, not a curated record. Lineage: Eukaryota; Metazoa; Arthropoda; Branchiopoda; Diplostraca; Daphniidae. The transcript has 10 exons.